CUUUUGUCACUUGCUCUGCUAUUGUUGUGUCGAGUACGAAUGGUGUGUGAUUAUUUUUCCAGUCAGCUGCAAGCACUGGACCUGGAGCCCAACGAACUCACAGCCAAGCGAGGCAGUUGAUAAAUGAGAAUCAAAUCAGAGGGAAAACAAGUGCCGUAUAUAAAUAUAGAUUUGCUUUUAGUAAUAUAAGUUUCAGUUGGCUCAGUAAUGUCCGAAACAUCGACGUCUGGCCGCUCUCAUUCCGAAGAUCUUUCUAGGUCGUCCCAUAUGCUCCGCCAGUAACAAUUGUCGCCUGCAAGAGAUCUUGAAGGCUUGUGCCAACAUUCAGUCACUGGAAUCGCUGUCUCCGUACGCUCAGCUGGACAACGACAUAAACGACACGUACGCCACGGCAGAGAAUAUGAUUACUCCCGAUCCGUACUCAUUCAAUGGAUUUAUAUCGAACAGCACCUGCGGUAGCGAAGAUGGCUUCACCGACAUCGUUCUCGAGGAGGACAAUCGCGUCUCAUUAGCGUACGAAAAUCUGUGCACCAUUCCACGAAGACUAGCCGACAAGUUUGCUGCACACGUCAAGUUCCUCGAUCUCAGCUACAACAACUUCCGGAACCUAAAGUUUCUUAUGUUUUUCGAAGAAUUGCACACGCUCAUACUGGAUCGCAAUAGUAAUUUGGAUGUGAAUACCUUCCCCUAUAUGCUCAACUUGAAAAUUUUAUGGAUAAAUAACUGCGAUAUUUGCAACAUAACAGACUGGAUUCACCGAAUAGAGCGACACUGCCCCGCGCUCGAGCAGCUUUCCUGCAUGGGCAAUCCAGGUAUCCAGACGGCGUUCAAAAAUCAUGGCCCUGGCUCACCCACCACCUAUGCUCGCGAAUAUAUACUCCAAGUUCUACCCAAUCUCAAAUUCGUGGAUGGUAUUUCGCGUUACUCAUUCAGCAGCCGAGAUCCGAAAACAGAGCUCGACAAGCGAUAUCUUACAGCAGCAGGAGGACCCUCGUCUUCGUGUGUCUCCAUGACAGGACAGGGUCACGAAGAGUCGACCAGCGCGUCUGAAAAGCCAAAGAGUACCUCACCCACGCUCAGCUUCAAAGAGCUCUUUCGACUCAAGUCUGUCAAAAAGGCGAAGAGUCCGUGUGGCUCUUCGUCCAACUGAUAUGCAUACAAAUAUCUACAUUAUAUAUAUAUGUAUAUAUAUAGCUGCUGUAUGCAGUUGUUGUUGUAUAUGUUGUUAUAGGCCAGCCUUCGUAGCAUAUGCAUAUCAGUUCUCUUAUAAUGUUUACAUAAAGACAGAUCUCUUGAAUCUAUUUAUAUGCUAUAAUUAACUACGGGGAUCUGAUUUGUAAAGCAACCAUUACAUUAGAAAUUUAUAGAUUGCUAUGACAUGACAGAUAAAGAUCAAAUGAAGACAAGUUCUGAAAUAAUUAAUAUAUUUCGUAUGUCAACUAUAUAUCUCCAUAAUUUUAGCAUUUGAAUCACUAUGGAUAUCGUUUACAGGUGACCGACACGAGAUUCUCGCUUUAUUUUUGAUUAUGCAUCUAAAUUGUUUAGCUAUCUAAGAAGAAAUUUUGCGUAUAAAUAUUGGCACACUUAACCAUAAAUUACAGUUAUCAAGUUGUAAACUUAUUUUUUUAAAACUUACUACACAGUUCUAAAUGUAUUGUUUUUAUCAAAUAAUGUUUGUCAUUUUAACAUCAAAGACAGCUUCAAUAUUUUUCUCUGCAUAUAAUAAACAAAUUAAUUAAAAUUUUAUAUUUCAUAUA
Messenger RNA from Drosophila mojavensis, 1757 nucleotides. Its product is annotated as leucine-rich melanocyte differentiation-associated protein. The record is from RefSeq and is a predicted model, not a curated record. The coding region runs from base 401 to 1150 and encodes 249 amino acids. The transcript has 3 exons. NCBI's taxonomy places the organism in Eukaryota, Metazoa, Arthropoda, Insecta, Diptera, Drosophilidae.